Messenger RNA from Eremomyces bilateralis CBS 781.70, 1964 nucleotides. Its product is annotated as MFS transporter. The record is from RefSeq and is a predicted model, not a curated record. NCBI's taxonomy places the organism in Eukaryota, Fungi, Ascomycota, Dothideomycetes, Eremomycetales, Eremomycetaceae. The transcript is spliced from 5 exons. Gene Ontology annotation, biological process: transmembrane transport. Bases 283 to 1827 code for a protein of 514 amino acids. Gene Ontology annotation, cellular component: membrane. Gene Ontology annotation, molecular function: transmembrane transporter activity.
CCAUACUACUUCUAUCCGUCCUAACUAAUGAUUUUAGGUAGAUCACUGCACCGCCGGCCGGUAUACCGCGCUUCGAUGUGCAACUUUGGCCGAACCGAUUACACGGUGCAUCUGGCCGGCUUGGCGACUCUGCACACGCAGAUGGAAACUGCAUAUGCUCAGCUCUAUUUAAACCCACAGGAUACUACGAUCUUCACGCCAUAAGUCCCUCAUUCUCUUCUAAUAUCAUCACCCAACAGCGAAGAAACAAGUACGUGCGACUCGACCUCUUUUGCUACCACAAUGUCAGACAAGGAAGCUGGCCAGAGGGCAGACCACCUGGAGACCACUACCGGCGACAACGCCAGCGAGAUAAUCAAGCAGACAAUUACCGUCGACACGUUGCACAAUGAUGAGGCAAUGAAAGUGCUCGGGAACGCAAGGACCACUGACGCCGUUGACUGGGACGAAGAUGAGGAACGGAGGCUCGUUCGCAAACUGGAUUGGAAGUUGAUGCCACUGCUCUUUCUGACAUUUGGACUCCAAUUCUACGACAAAGCAUUGUUGUCUUCAGCAGCCCUUUUUGGAAUGCGAGAGGACCUCAACCUAACCGGAAAUCGAUACAACAUGUCUUCUUCCAUCUUCUACUUGGGAUAUAUUGCUGGUGCACUACCCACAGCGCUACUAGCACAACGAUUCAAAGUCGAACGUGUUGCUGCGGGUCUCAUCUUUGUUUGGGGCGCUUGUUGCACUGCCGCUGUUGGAGCUCGUAACUUCCAAACCUUGUACAUCCAACGCUUCUUUCUUGGAUUUUUGGAGUCUGGCAUCUCUCCAAUCUUCAUGGUUAUGGUGUCGAGCUUCUACAAGAAGGACGAGCAGGCAUGGCGCCAGGGAAUAUGGUUUUCGGCCAGUGCUUUUAUCAGCGUGCCUGGUCCACUUAUCAACUAUGGACUUGGACACAUCACAGGCUCCCUUGCGCCGUGGAAAUAUAUGUUCAUUGUGGCAGGAUGCCUCACAAUGCUGUGGAGCAUUGUGGUGUACUUCUUUAUGCCACCAGAUCCAAUCCGAGCAAAGGGAUUUACAGAAAGGGAGCGGUUCAUCCUCGUCGCACGAUUGCGAUCUAACAACACGGGUGUCCGCAAUACUCAUUUCAAGGCCGCACAACUUAUCGAAACCUUGGCCGAUCCACGAUUUUUGCUCACGUUUGCUAUGGCAUUCUUGAUUUUCAUUGUCAAUGGCCCGGUUUCAACCUUCAUGCCACUCAUCAUUGCCAGCUUUGGCUAUAGUGGUUUCAACAGCCUACUUCUGUCGAUACCAGUAGGUGCAUUUGGCGGUGUCAGCGCACUUGCGUCAGCCUAUUUGGCCCAUCGUGUAGCUAGGCGCGGAUGGAGAACAUGGGUUAUGAUCGCGUUCCUAAUUCCAGCCAUCGUUGGUUCUGUUCUCUUGUGGCAAGUCGAGAGGAAGCAUCAAGGGCCAUCCCUCCUAGGUAUCAUCCUGUUGGGAGGGUUUGCUUCCCCAUAUGGUAUCCUUAUGGGUAUACAGACUGCCAACACUGCAGGAUAUACCAAAAGAUCGGUCACUGCUGCUGGUAUCUUUGUGGGUUACUGCCUGGGCAAUUUCACUGGCCCACUUCUAUUCAAACCAGAAGAUGCUCCUGGAUACGCACCAGGGUUCUUGAGUGUUUUAAUAACGAGUAUAGCAGCCGGUGUCCUGGCCGUUGGAUACAGAUAUAUUUGCGUUUGGGAAAAUCACAAACGCGACAAAUCCGGUGUUGCGGAGGGCUUUGAGCAUGCUUACGACGAUGAUGUCACGGACAUAAAGAAUCCACAAUUCAGAUAUAAUAUCUAGCGUGGGAAGUGUGCGCUCGAUAUACCGAGAACAUAGAAUUCUACCUAUCACCAGCGAUGCUUCGCGUAAUUUGUCGUUGCUGGGUUAGUUGCUCCGUGUUGGCCGAAGGGUUCUCCCAAAGGAUUCGAGAGUUCUGU